Molecule: messenger RNA, 4396 nt
Organism: Paramecium primaurelia
Lineage: Eukaryota; Ciliophora; Oligohymenophorea; Peniculida; Parameciidae
Source: the annotation of a GenBank genome assembly
AUGGAAUAAAGAAAGAACAAGAAACUAAUACUACUCAUUUUAUCGAUUUGUUAUCUUACACUAGGAUGUAAGUGUCAUUUUUGAUAUGAUUAGCAACAUUAACAUGCAUAGAAGGCCAAUAUAAUUCAGGUUUGUUAUGCUUAGACUGUUCUUCAGGAUGCAAAGAAUGUAUUAGUAAUACUAGUAAUCAAAAAUUAUUAAUAAAGGUUGUUCAUUAUGCAAAGAAGGAUAUAUGCUAUCAAGUUAUAGUUGUUAUUCUUGUGGGAAUGGGUGUUAAAAAUGUUAAGGAUUAAGUGGCAGUGCUUCAAGAAUCUUAUAUAGAUCAGGUGGAUUUAGAAUAUUAGCAACACCAACUUAAACUGAGUGUAUAACAUGUUAUUAAGGGUAUUAUUAAUAAGGGUCUGUCUGCAUAGCUUGUGAUAAACCAUGUUUAGCAUGUAGUUCUAAUUCAACAAAUUGUACAAUAUGUGUGGACAGUAUUAAUUAAUCAACUCCUACUUGUUAGUGCAAUGAGUCUUAUAUUAUGAACACAUCUACUUAUUAAUGUACUUCAUAAAAUAUAAUUUAAACUUGCGAAGAUGGAUACUAUUUAGAUUUUACUUAAUAAUGCUAAGUUUGUAUUUUUCCUUGUUUAAAAUGCACUAAUUAAUAAGAAUGCAUAGAGUGUCUACCAGGUUUAAUUCAGGUUGAGACAACAUGCAAAUGUCCUUUUGGUUAAUAUUAAGAAAUAGAUAAGUGUGUCAAUUGCUAAUUACCUUGUUCAUCAUGUUAAGGAUCUGCCAGUAAAUGUCUAACAUGUGCUCCUCAAAAUCAGGUGGUAAAUGAAAUAUUCUAAUGUGUUUGUGAUUAUGGAUAUUCAUUAAUUGAAGAGAAUUGUGAAUUAUGUCAGACUCCAUGCUUAACAUGUGAUUACAGAGUGGAUUAUUGUACUUCUUGCAUGUACGAGUUUCAAGUAAUCUAUGAUGGAAAAUGUGUUUGUAAAUUUGGUUAUUUGUAAAAUGAUAAUAAUGAAUGCCAAUAAUGUUAAUCUCCUUGUGAGAGUUGUGAAAAUGCUAUAAAUGAAUGUCUUACUUGUAUAGAUACUAAUUAAUAUGUUAAUUCGAAUAAAUAAUGUAUUUGCAAAGAAGGCUUUUAUUUAGAUUAUUAUAAUAUAAAUUGUGUUCCAUGUCAUUACACAUGUUAAAGUUGUGAUAAUUAGAGUUGUUUAAGAUGUUUAGACACAACAUUAUAAUUGGAGAUUGGCUCAUUCUCUUGUGAUUGUCCAAUUGGAUAUUAUUAUGAAAAUACAAAAUGUUUAUAAUGUUAAUUACAAUGUAGUAAAUGCAUAGAUUAAUCUGAUAAAUGUUUAGAAUGUGCUGAUCCAAAUUCAACUCUUAUUGAAUAUUAAUGUAUUUGUAAUACUGGAUUUGGAAUAUCAAAAACAAAUUUAUAAUAUUGUACUCCUUGUAAAUAUCCAUGUUUAGAAUGUUCUAAUGAUGUAAAUAAAUGCACUAGUUGUUUUUAAAUAAGUUUAAUUUACUUAGAGAAUUAAGAAUGUAGAUGUCCUUAAGGAUAUUUUAUGUAAGAUUAUGAUUGCAUUAAAUGUGCAAAUUAAUGUUAGGAAUGUUAAAUAGAUAGUGAUAAUUGUUUAAAUUGUAUAGAUUUAAGUUAUGAAUUUAUGAAUAAUGGAUGUUUUUGUCCAUAUGGAUAUUAUAUUGAUACAUCUUUAAAAUGUUCAUAAUGUUAAGAACCUUGUAGUACAUGUGAAUAUAAUUAUGACUUUUGUUUAUCAUGUAUAGAUCCUUUAGCUGAAUUAAUUAAUAAUUCAUGUUAAUGUUAAUUACAUUUUGUGUAAGUAUUUGAUAAUAAUAAUAAUUUAUUAUAAGGAUGUUAUAAAUGUAAUGAAAUCUAUUUAAAUUGUGAUAUUUGCAAUUAAUCUAUUUGUUAAUUAUGUUUAUAAGGAUAUUAUUUCAAUGAGAAUUAAGAAUGUUUGAAUACUAUUUGUGGAGAUUACAUUAAAGUUGAUAAUGAAUAAUGCGAUGAUGGUAAUGAUAUAGAAUUUGAUGGAUGUUUUUAAUGUUAAUGUGAAUUUGGAUGGAUUUAAAAUCAAUUAGGUUGUUAAUCUAUUUGUGGAGAUUAAAUUAUAGUAAUUGAAGAAUAAUGUGAUGAUGGAAAUGAUAUAUAAUUUGAUGGAUGUUAUUAAUGUAAGUAUGAUUGUAAUGAAUAUUGUUAUGAAUGUAUUGAAGGAAUAUGUAUGAAAUGUAAAGAAGGAUUUAUACUUGAAGAAAAUUAAUGCAUAAUUACUUGUGGAGAUGGAAUUUUAAAUAUAUUAACAGAAUAAUGUGAUGAUUAGAAUAAUACACCUAGAGAUGGUUGUUAUAAUUGUUAAUAAGAAGAUGGAUUUAUAUGUUAUUAUACAAAUUAAUUAUUAUUUUAAUCUUGUGAAAGAUGUUCAGAUUAUAAUUGUAAAUAAUGUAUAAUAUAAAAUUAAAAGUAAAUUUGUUAAAAAUGUAUAGAUGGAUAUUAUAUUGAUUCAUUUUAAGGUUGUUCAUAAUGUGAUCAGAUUUGUAUUGAAUGUAUAAUAUCUCCAAAGAAUUGUAUUAUUUUUAAUUCAUCAUUUUAUCAACUUAAAGAUUGUAAUUAAAAUUUAGGAUUAUAUUAUGAUUAUGAACUUUAAGAUUGUAUUACAAAAUGUGGAGAUGGUAUUAUUAAUGGGUAAGAAUAAUGUGAUGAUCUUAACAUUAAUGAUUUUGAUGGAUGCAAUAAUAAAUGUUAAAUUGAAUCUGGAUAUUUGUUUGAUUAAAUAAGUUUAUCAUUUAUUAAUGAACCAUUUAUAUAAGUUUAAUCACAAACUUCCAGUAAUAAUGAUUUUUCUAUAUAUGCUGAACAAUUCUAAGAUACUAUCAAUUGUACUGGAACUACUAUUAAUAUUGAACUUUUCAAUCAAUCAGAAUACAACUAUACAAUAAAUGAAUAAGGAUUAAAUUGUGAUAUUUCUAUUCAAUAUUUUAAAACUGUAGAAUACUUAAAUCUUAUUCAUAUCUUUAUUAAAUUCAAAAAUCAUUUUACUAAAAGAAUAUUAGAUGAAAUACCAAUAAAAGAAAUUAUUAUUGUUCCAAAAAGAUAAGUGUAUGCAAAUGAAGAUUAAAAAGAGUAAGGAAAAACUAUGGCUGCAGUAUCAAAAUCAUUAACAUCAUCUAUUGUUGUAUUUGCUCCAUUAGCAUUACUUAUUGGAGGUUUCAAAUUUAUUUGGGCUAUUCUAGAUAUUAUGAGUUGGAUGAAUAAUUUUUAUUUCUUAAAUGUAAAUUAUCCUGAAAAUGUUAGACUCAUUUUUUAAUAAGCUGAAUGGAGUAAUCUAAUUAAUUUUCCAUAACUUAAUAUUUUUAAUCAACCUUCUGAUGAAUAUUACUUUUAAGCUUAAAUUAAAUUUACUGAAAAAGAUGUUGACCCAUUAUUUAUUAAUAAUAUUUAAAUUGUUAUUAUUUUUUUAUUACAAGUCCUUAUUACUUAUAUAAUUUGUUUUCUUUUUAGAAAAGUAAUGUAGACUUUGUUUAAAAAAAAUAUUAAAAUCAAAAAUCAAUCAUCAACUUAAAUCUUUUAAUUAUAGAAUAACAUCAUUGAUAUAUUUAAAUAAGAAAAUUAAAUAAAAGAAUCUAAAAUUAAUAAUUAAAUUUCCAUUUAUGAAAUUCCAAAUAAACUCAAAUCUAUUUACUUUUCAUGUAUUGAUUAUGAAAGAUCAUUUCUUGCUAAUCUAUUAAAGACUCUAUAAAUAAGUUAUUUGGAUAUUCUAUUGGCAAUUGUAUUAUAAAUUACUAAUUAAUAAACAGCUACUAAUCUAAUUGUUAAAAUUAAUAUCAUAUUAGCAACCUCUUUUAUUGGAAUUGUACUAUUAUUGAUUCACUUAUCCUACUCAAUUUCAGUUUAACAUCAUCUGAAAUUAGAUAAUCAUUAUUUUAGUAGAAGAUAUAGUUGUUUUUAUGAAGAUAUAAAAACUAACUCCAAAAUAUCUAUGACUUAUUCAUUUGUGAAUAUGUUAAGGAAGACUAUAUUUAUUGCAGCAACAGUUCUUUUAUAUGAUUUUCCAAUAUACUAAACAAGUAUUUGUUUUUUAUCUUGUUUCUUAAACAUAAUCUUAUUAUUACUAUGUAAUCCAUUCUAUAAUAGAUAAUAAUAUAUUCUCAACUUUAUACCUGAUUUUUGCAUAUGUAUUAUAGUAGGUAUAACCAUUAUUUUUGCUUUUCAGGAUUAAUAUCAAAUAGUUCAAGAUGAUAAUAUUUAUAUUUUAGGAUGGAUUAUUGGAGUUUGUAUUUAUUUAUCUAUAUUAUUGUAAUUGAUAUUCCUAAUAAAAGAGCUUAUAGAAUCAAUAUGGAAAAAAAUUAAAGAAUUAUAUCUUUUCUUGAAAAACAAAUUUAAUUGA